GACUUGCUUCUGAUUUUUUCCAAGCUGCUGCCCAUCUUGUGAUGUCAGCUAAACUCUUCUACCAAUCAAGUCAAGCAGAAGUGAGAAAGUAAGAAAAGAAAGAGACUGAGCGAUAUAUUGAGCCUAGAGAACCAGGAAAUGCCUAAAGCCUUAAGCAAGUUGUUUUCUUAAAAAAAGGAAAAAAAAAGCAAACAACAUACUGCAAGACUUUUUGUCUGAAACAUAUGAAACCUUUGUAGAAAAAAAUUGUUCGGGGAAGAGAGAAUCUAGUCAUAUAUUUGGAUUAAAAAGGGUAGAAGCCUGAAGUCCCUCGCUGAUGAAGUUGCAUUCCAACGACUUGCCACUCUGGGGGAAGGUCUUGAUUUCACUGCAUUAAUUUAUGCUGCACAGCAGAAAGAAGUUUGGAUUCAGUCUCAGAAGACAGAACUGCUGUAGUUUUCUUACUGCUUGACUCUAAAAGGUUGCCGUAUGAACACCAGACAUGGCCCUUUUCAAUUUAAUGCAGAAGCUGCUGCCUGUACCGAGUCUGAAGGAGUUUUAUCGAGACCUCUUUCCAAUAGAAUCCCGCUUUUACCUUGCAGUGUGGAUAGAAAAUCAGCCCUGGGAAUUUAUGAAUCCUAUGGAGCCAUCAAUUGCAGGCAUUGCCAGCAGCCUUUUAUCAAAACUAGUGGAAGAGGCUGAAAGUUUUUCUCGACGGUGCACGGACAAAAGUCUGGCCAGCAUGUUAUGUCAUCAAGCACAUACCAUAAAUGCUCGUUACCAAUCAGAGCCACUUAAUUUUUUGGAAUUAAUGAUCAAGAUUAUUCAGAAGGAAAAAAAACAUGUGCUAGAACAGGGUAAACAGUUACCACCCAGCAUUCAAGAAAAGCAGAAUGAUUUGGAAUUUAUCACAAAUCUUACUGAAGUGCGGAGUAAUGUUAGGAGAGUGCAGACCAUGCGCAUUGAGCUGAAACAAAUUUGUGAGGAACUAAAGAGGACACAAGAUUUCACAGUUCUUCAAUCUGGACAUCCAAAUGACACUUUCCUGAAUAAACUGGAACAAGAAUCCAUUCCUGAAAAAGCUCUGCAAGAGCAGGGACUGCACUGUCUCAUUCAAAAAGUUGUACAAGACGUGGGUGCCCUCUUGAGCUUUGUGGUGAGGAAGAUCCACCUCUGGAAAAGACAACAGCAGCUGUCUGGAAAUGGAGCACCUUUCGAUGACAAUCUGCUAUCCAUUCAGGAAUGGUGUGAAAGUCUUGUAGAUAUUAUAUUCCAGAUGAACCAAGAGAUUUUGCUUGUCUGCAGUGAUGCACAGAUAGAUCCUUUUCCUGGGCUUACAGAGAAACUUGAAUCUAUGUUGCACACUGUGAUCACGAGCACAUUUCUGGUACACAAACAACCACCCCAAGUUCUUAAAACACAAGCAAGGUUUGAUACUGGUGUUCGCUUCCUGCUAGGACUGAAGCUACUUGGUAUGUGUCAGAAAUUGACUACUGUGAAGGCCAUGGUGAUCACAGAGAUGCAAGCUAGAAACCUGGGAACACCUGGUCAAGUGUUAAAUGAAUCUACAGGUGAAAUACUGAACAAUAUUUCUUCUCUGGAGAAUAAUACAUCAACCAAGACGUGCUGUGCUACUUUCAAGAAUCCAAAGCUGCAGAAAAUCAAGAGAUCAGACCGAAAAGGCUCUGAAUCAGUGACAGAGGAAAAGUUUGCAGUCUUGUUUUCAACAGAAAUAACUCUCAGCAUUAACAACAAAAAAUACCAAUUACAGGCCUUAUCUCUACCAAUCGUGGUCAUCGUGCAUGGAAGCCAAGACAAUAAUGCAGCAGCCACUAUACUCUGGGACAACGCUUUUUCGGAAGUUGAUCGAAUACCAUUUGUGGUCCCAGACAGAGUUCCAUGGCACCAGAUGUGUGAAACGCUCAACAUGAAGUUCAUGGCAGAGGUGCAGACCAGUAGGAGGCUGAUUAAAGAACAUUUCUUCUUCUUAGCACAGAAGAUAUUUGGUGAAAGCAGCACAAAUCUUGAAGACUUUGAAAAUCGCUGCGUCUCUUGGUCCCAGUUUAACAAGGAGGUGCUUCCUGGGAGGGGCUUCACUUUCUGGCAGUGGUUUGAUGGAGUGUUAGACCUGACCAAAGAGUUUCUGAAAAGCUAUUGGUCUGAAGGACUCAUAAUUGGCUUCAUCAGCAAAACUUAUGUUUACCAUCUGCUGAGCAGCAAAACUGAAGGGACGUUUUUGCUCCGUUUCAGUGAUUCGGAGAUUGGAGGAAUCACAAUUGCAUACAUAGGCAAACAAACUGAUGAUGGGCCUCUUCAGAUUCUCAACAUUCAGCCUUUUGCUACCAAAGACCUAAAGAUUAGAUCUCUUGGUGACCGCAUUCGAGAUAUCAAGCUACUACAGCACUUAUAUCCAAACCAACCCAAGGAUGUAGUAUUUCAAAAGUACUAUUCAAAGGAGCAAAAUCGGAAGGAUGGCUACAUUAACUCUAAGAUUGUAACAACAGUAGAGGGUGUUGCAGUUCAGUCCCCACAACCUAGUGAGCAACAAAACCCUCAGAUCUGCUCUUUGGAAAUGAGGCAAAAUCCAACUAUCUUGUCCAUGCCAUUUGCACCAGUCAGAAAUCCCAGUCCUGCAGUCUCCCCAGGAGUUUCUCCACAUAUACAAGACAUCUCAACGAAUUUGAUGCAGUGUCCAUCUUAUUCAUUACACACAAACGUUUAUCGUUCAAGCGACCAACCAAUAGACUCCCCUAUAAUUAUGAGACAACCUCCAAGCAUGAAUCCACAGGUCAAUUAUACAAUAUCUCCAACAGAGGCACAGGUGUUCAGUUCGCCUCAUAGGUAUCCAGUUCAACAGCCUCAGCUGCAAGCCCAAGUCCCAGUGCUGCACAUGGACCUAACUAAUGAACUGCUGGAUUUGGGGUAUCCAACAGACCAAGAAAUUUUGAAUCUCAUUGCACAGGAAAGUCCACUUCCUGGUCCUCAGCACACAGACAUUGUUGAAGAUUUCCUGGCCAUGCAAGAGUGACUACACUAGUCUCACUAAGUGCCUGUGAAAAAUAAAAUGGACAUGCAACUGAAGAUGGAUAAGCUCACAAACAAAACAGAACCUCAAGGAAUCACAAUAAGUUUUCAUGAACAAAAAAAACAAAACAAAGCAAAAAAAAAAACAGAACAUGUUUUCUUCUGUUGUCUUACUUUCCUUCAUCACAUGGAUGGUGAUGUAAUGUAAAUAAAUAUCAUGAAUUCCUUGGUCCACUGUCUGCCAGAUGACAUAAAAUCGAUUCACCUGUUUUUAUGUCCACUAAAAUUCCCUGAAGUGGAUUUAGACUUCAGAAACAACAGAUUUAACUGAGCUGAAACUGACACUUCAAAUGUAUAAUGGUGUUGGGAAGGGGAAAUCCCUGUUUAUAAUGUAUAUAAAAUUACUGUUUAUUUUCCAGUUACUAUUGGCCGGAUUUGGGCUAAACAUCUUCAGAUUUUGCUGAAGCACCUAACAAUUACACAGUAUGCUAUUCUGUGAUGUGGCUUAGACCAUUUAAGAUGAACUAUGACCUCAGUAAAAAGACCUAUGAACAGAAGAUUUAUGUCAGCCUUGUGUCAUGCUUAAAAAUAACACGACCAACUGGACAGGAAAUUAACACGUACAUUGUGUACCAGAACUUUAAUAACAAAACAUUUUACAACUAUAUGUUAUCAACAAAUUUCAAGAUGGGCGAUGCACACUUCUGCUGACAUGGAGGAGGCUGCAGACUGUGGCCAUGCAAGUUUUUUUUUUUUUUUUUUUUUGCAUGUUGGCCACUGGAGACUGGAGCUGAUGUCACUUUUAUUCAAGUAGCCUAAUAACUGUAACUCUGUGACUUAGAAUGAUUUUACACCAGCAGUGUCCACUAAUUAUUAUCUGUCAAGAGUGUUUGCUGGUAUCCUGGGACAUGUCUUAUGAUGCCAGAUUGUUAUUAAACAUGUGGGAACAGUACCAAAGUUCUACAUUUAGAUAAUUUAAAAACAAGAAAAAAGAAGAGGAUGACUAUAACAGUUAUCAUUCAGUUUGAAUUAGAGUGAUAAUGAUUGCUUUAUUUUUGUUUAUUCAUUAACAGUUUUGUUCUGGAGGUAUAGCUUUCAGUAGUGGCACUUCUACUCAUAUAUAUGUAUACAUGUGUGUGUGUUUGUGUUUCUAAAUAGACACACACACUUGUCUUUCUGAUUGUUGACUGACUGUAGCCAUGGAAACAGUAACUCUGUUAUACAAACAAUGCCUCAUUUUUACUCCCAAUAAUAUGUUUCUAGCCUUCUCUAAAUAAGACAAGCUGAUAUAUGACUAGGAUUCAAGGCUAUGGCAAUAUUACCUUCUUCAAGUUCAGGUUUUACAUGGCACAUUAUAAUAUGUUAAAAAAACACUUAACAGUUCAGUAUGUCUUGCUUCAUAUGUUCCCAGAGCGACCACUGUAUUAGAUCUGGAAAAAUGGAACCUUAAACUCCAUACUAGCUGCCACACCAGCCUACUUCUUUUUCUGAGCAGCUGUAGAGGACUAACUUUCAGUUGAUAUGCUGCAGAUACUAAAUGAAAAGUAGCAAAUUUACCUGUGACAUCCCCACUCAGGGACAGUAAUUAAGGAGCCUGAAUCCUCACCACUGACACUGGAGAGGAAUAUUCACUUGGAAUACAAAUGGAUACACACAGUAUUUCCAGAUGCAGACCUCUAUGUAUCAAGUACAAUUUCACUUAAUAGUACACAGGGAACACAUUCAGCCCAUGGUCUAGAUUUCUCUUAUCUGUCUCCCUUCAGAUUCCCAAUAAGACUCUCCACUGGUACAGUUCUAGGGUUAGGUUCUCAGCUGAGUAUCUAGGCCAAGUUCUCCAGCACCUUCUCUGUGAAACCAGUGCUUCGUGUCCCUGCCCCAAGUAGCUGACACACACACUCUUUGAGAUUCAAUUUUCACAUACACAGACACGCUCGUUCUGCCAACUUUGCCCAGACUAUAAGGUAAUUCCACUGCCACCAGUCAUUUACUGUAAGGCUCUUAAAAGGGUACUCAGUUAUACUGAGUGAAGUUAAUAUUAAUAC
Protopterus annectens (West African lungfish) is the source of this 5045-nucleotide messenger RNA. RefSeq names its product signal transducer and activator of transcription 6 (gene STAT6). Gene Ontology annotation, biological process: regulation of cell population proliferation; cell surface receptor signaling pathway via JAK-STAT; defense response. The transcript is spliced from 22 exons. Gene Ontology annotation, molecular function: DNA-binding transcription factor activity, RNA polymerase II-specific; RNA polymerase II cis-regulatory region sequence-specific DNA binding. Lineage: Eukaryota; Metazoa; Chordata; Ceratodontiformes; Protopteridae. The record is from RefSeq and is a predicted model, not a curated record. The coding region runs from base 482 to 3007 and encodes 841 amino acids.